Molecule: messenger RNA, 1771 nt
Organism: Thecamonas trahens ATCC 50062
Lineage: Eukaryota; Apusomonadida; Apusomonadidae
Product: carboxylesterase type B
Exons: 2
Coding region: 4-1623 (539 amino acids)
Source: RefSeq, a predicted model, not a curated record
GACAUGAUUGUCAUGCCGUGGACGGUGCAGGUGGUGGUGGUCUUGCUGGCAAUGGUUCUGCUGCGUGGAGUGGAGGGUAUGAAGAGUGGGAGUGAGCCAUGUCAUGAUGUGGUGGUUACUGCUCUGGGCUCUAUCCGGGGCGUGUGCAACGGGUCGUUCAGUGACAUGCCAUUCCGGGUGUUCAAGGGCAUCCGGUACGGCGCAUCGACAGGCGGAAGCAACCGAUUCAUGCCGCCGAUCGCAGCCGCGCCGUGGAAGCCGGCCACGCUCGACGCCACCGCCUACGGCUGGGGCUGCAUCCAGACGGACCACAACCCAGACGUGCCCAAGAACCAGUCGGAGGACUGCCUGUUCCUGAACGUGUGGACGCCGUAUGGUGCCGAAGCCGGCGACAAGCUCCCGGUCACGUUCUUCAUCCACGGCGGGACGUUCAAGGAGGGCGCCGGCUCGUUGUACGGCGGCGGCGGCAUUGCCGGCAUCCACAACAACAUCCUGGUCACCAUCAACUACCGGCUCGGCCCGCCGGGCUGGGUCGUCACCGGGCCGAUCAAGGGCAACAUGGGCCUGCAGGACCAGCUCCUUGCCCUCGCCUGGGUCAACGACCACAUUGCCGCCUUUGGCGGCGACGCCAGCAAGAUCACUAUCCAGGGUGAGUCGGCCGGCGCCAUGUCGGUCGGCAUCCACCUGACGUCGCCGGCCGCCCGCGGCCUGUUCUCCAAGGCCAUCAUGGAGUCAAACGUUGCCGGCUACCGCUACCGCGAUGCCAAGGCGCAGGCCGUCUACGGGCGCGCCUUUGCCAAGGACCUCGGGUGCGCCGCCGACGACCUUGUCUGCAUGCAGCAGGCGCCGGUCGCAGCACUCGACGCCGCGACGCGCAAGGCAGCGCAAGACCCAGUGGCGUUCAUCUUUGCCAACCCGACCCACCCGCUGGACGGCUUUAUCCAGUGGGAGCCGACUGUCGGCACCGAGCUCUUUCCCGAGCAAGUUCUCGACGCGCUCGCGGCCGGUCACUACGACCCGUCGGUCCCGAUCCUGAUGGGUACCAACGCGCAGGAGGCUGUCGCCUUUCUCGGCACCACCAACAUCUCGGGCAUUGAGUACGAGGCCGCGCUCGACAUCAUCUUUGGCCCGCUCCACGCCCAUGAGAUCAAGUCGCACCCGCAGUACGCGCCGCCCAAGGCCGGCGAGUCGGCGACCUUUAUCUUCUCGCGCGUGCUGACUGACUACUGGUUCGAGUGCCCGUCGCUCGCGUAUGCGGCGCACUUUAAGGCUGCGUACGUGUACCUCUACAACCACCUGCUCUCGUUUAAUCCGUUCGGCCACUACCUUCCGCAGUGUGUCGACUACGUGUGCCACGGCGAGGAGCUCGCGCUCGUCUUUCGCGGCGAGCUCUUUGGCCAGUGGUUCACCCUCCCGCCAGUCGAUCUCUCGCUCUCGGAGCGGAUGAUCGACUACUGGACGGCGUUUGCCACGAGCGGAAGUGUCAACACCGGCUCAGGUGUUGGCUUUGAGUGGCCGUCGCUGGUGGCGUCGGCAAAGCGGAUCGUGUUCAACGACACGCUCGCGACAGAGAGCCUCCCUUCUGUCUGCGCCAUGUGGGACAAGUUCGGGUACAACCACUGAGAAGAAGGCCGAGAGAGAGAGAGGUCAGUUUACUCGGCGCCAAACAUGUCCUUGAAGGCGGCGCGGACGGCACGAAAGUCGGCGGCGUGCGGAGCGUCCGAGCCCGGCUCGGUGCCAAAGUUCUUAAAGGUGCGCCAGCGCAUGCGGA